Molecule: messenger RNA, 1456 nt
Organism: Bradysia coprophila
Lineage: Eukaryota; Metazoa; Arthropoda; Insecta; Diptera; Sciaridae
Product: opsin-1-like
Biological process (GO): phototransduction; G protein-coupled receptor signaling pathway; visual perception
Cellular component (GO): membrane
Molecular function (GO): G protein-coupled receptor activity
Source: RefSeq, a predicted model, not a curated record
AAAACGAAAUUUUAUCGGAAAUAAUUGUAGUCACACGCAGUGGCUGAGUUUGGUCAAAUCGAAACAAAUGUUAGACCACAAUCGAGGUGGUAGUCACAAUUAGUUACUUGUUUAUUUGAAUUUAAAAAAAAAACUUUGUAAGAAUUGUGGUUCAGUCACUCAGCUCCUAGUUCGGAUCGUGAUCAUCGUUCUAGUGCAUAAAUUACAAUUGACCACAUCAUCGAAAAUGUAUAGUCCACAAAGGGGCAUUCACGACUACACGACAAUGAAUAUGUCGAUUAUCGACCGUGUACCACCCGAUAUGGUGCACCUCAUUGAUCCACAUUGGUAUCAAUACUCUCCACUACCCACAAUUUGGAACUAUGCACUGGGAACUGUAAUGGUUUUCCUGGGAAUCAUUGCGUGGUGUGGAAACGGUGUCGUAGUCUACAUAUUCUCUACGACAAAGUCACUGCGAACGCCGUCCAAUUUGCUCGUUUUGAACCUGGCCUUUUCGGAUUUUAUGAUGAUGGUAACGCAAAGUCCACCGAUGAUAAUAAAUUGCUUCUACGAAACGUGGAUAUUAGGACCGAUGAUGUGCGACAUAUACGCAAUGUGUGGCUCGUUUUUCGGAUGUACCUCCAUUUGGACGAUGUGUAUGAUCGCAUUUGAUCGGUACAACGUUAUCGUCAAAGGAUUGGCUGGGAAGCCAAUGACUAUCCCUGGAGCAAUUUUGAAGAUUCUUUUCAUUUAUAUGUUUGCUACUAUUUGGACGUUGGCCCCGAUUUUCGGUUGGAAUAGGUAUGUACCGGAAGGAAAUCUAUCGUCCUGUGGUACUGACUUCAUGAACAAAAGUUGGACGAGUAAAUCUUACAUUCUGGUUUACUCAUGCUUCGUAUAUUACAUGCCACUUUUCCUCAUCUGUUAUUCGUAUUGGUUUAUUAUUAGGACAGUUGCAGCUCAUGAAAAGGCCAUGAGAUUGCAGGCGAAGAAAAUGAACGUUGCCUCACUUCGCAGUUCUGAGGAUGCAAAUAAGAGUGCCGAAGCGAAGCUGGCAAAAGUUGCACUUGUCACUAUUUCUUUAUGGUUUAUGGCCUGGACACCAUAUUUGGUAAUUAAUUAUAUCGGAGUAUUCGGAGGUGCCGCACUCACUCCACUAGGUACGAUAUGGGGAUCAUUGUUUGCAAAGGCUAAUGCUGUGUACAAUCCGAUUGUGUAUGGAAUCAGUCACCCGAAAUAUCGAGCUGCACUGAAAGCGAAGUUGCCCAUGUUGGUGUGUGGAGAGACUGACAAUGCUCAAUCGGAUACGGCAUCACAGAACACUACUGCUACUGCGGAUGGAAAGGCUUAAGAUGUACAUUGUAUCGAAGACCGAAACCUGUGAUUGUUCCUGCUAUUCCUGAUGAAUCUGUUUUAGCAAUAGAAUUUUAGCGAAGUUUAACUUGAAUAAAAUGUUAUUUCUAAUGCAAUACAUGAA